This is a messenger RNA of Cuscuta campestris, 1058 nucleotides long. The record is from the annotation of a GenBank genome assembly. Lineage: Eukaryota; Viridiplantae; Streptophyta; Magnoliopsida; Solanales; Convolvulaceae.
UUUUUUUUUAAAAAAAAAGAGUCCUAAAUCUAAUAGACUAUGGAGAAAUUUGAUAUUUUAUUAUUUCAUUAUAAUACAUUAAGUCAUUUUUUCUAUGUCGGUCAGGGCCCCUGAUUCCUCGGAGAUUUUCAAAGUCUUUCUUUUUAUUUAUGGUCAACUUGCAUGUGCGCCAAAGGCCCGUUUCAAGCACGGGAGAAAGAGGAGCUCAUCUUCCCUCUGCUUAUUCAAUUUGCAGUGCUGCAGCAGGAGUUGCAGGGAAUGUCUGUGCAUUUGUGUUGUUUGUCUCACCCAUACCAACGUUCAAGAGAAUAAUCAGAAGCCAAUCAACAGAGCAGUUUUCUGGAUCACCUUAUAUGUAUGCGCUCUUGAAUUGCUUAAUAUGUCUUUGGUAUGGCACGCCAAUCGUUUCUCCCGGCAUCAUAUUGGUUUUCUCUGUCAACUUCAUUGGAGCCAUUUUCCAGUUAGUAUAUAUCACUAUCUUCAUUCUAUACGCAGAUCAAACAAAAAAGUUAAAAAUGUUGGGAUUGUUGCUGGGCAUUUUUGGUGUGUUUGGAGCUAUAGCUUCUACCAGCUUGUGUGCAUUUGAGCCUCCGGAGCGACAGAUUUUCAUUGGAUAUUUGUCGGUCCUUUCUCUUAUCUCCAUGUUUGCUGCUCCACUAUUUGUCAUUAAUUUGGUGAUCAAGACGAAGAGUGUUGAAUACAUGCCGUUUUAUCUCUCACUUGCUACGUUUCUGAUGAGCCUUUCUUUCUUUGUAUAUGGGCUGUUCGAGUGUGAUAUAUUCAUUUCUGUCCCAAAUGGGAUUGGACUAGUUCUCGGGGUCCUGCAGUUGGGGUUGUACUUCUACUACAGCGAAAACUCCGAGGAAGAAUCAUCAAGAAGAAGACACCUGAUAGAGGCUUGUGCAUGACAAAAAAAUCACUCUGUUGGCAUUUGGCAAUCAAGAGCCUGGUUUUGUUCCUCGGAUUGCCAUGUUCAUCCCCCAGAGGAUUUCUCAUAUUCUUUGCAUAACCCGACGAAGGGUCUGCCUUAGUGAUGAAAAUAAAGCUCGGGUCGAUUA